AUGGAAUAUCCACGUUUUACCUUCAAUCCAAAGGAAGGGAUUGAUAAUCCAGCGCUGGUUAUCACUGAUGACCUUGAGCCUGAUCUGAGCCCUGUGCCCAGACUGUGUCAGCUGAAGCGUCUGGAGGGGCAAAGAUUUGGCUUCCACCUGCGAAUGGACCAGAGCAGCCAGGGCAUUGAGGUCAGAGGUGUGGAGCCAUGGAGUCCUGCAGAGCACAGUGGCCUCAGAGAUGGAGACCGAGUGCUAGAGGUCAAUGAGGAGUAUGUGGACAACAUGACCUUCAACAGGGUGGUGAGGAAGAUCCAGUUCUGUGGCGUAGACUUGUUCCUCCUGGUGUUGAGGAGGGAAGAGUAUGAACAGGCAAUAUCAGUUGGUGUAGACCUGCAGACACUAGCCAAGGCCUCUAAAGGGGACUGCUGGUCCAGACCAAGACUUUGUCACAUCAGCAGGCCCCCACAGCAUGGACUGGGGAUGAGCAUUGUCUCUGUGGAAGGUCAGAGGGGCCAGUACAUUGUGAGGACCGUGACUGACGGCCCAGCAGAGAAAGCUGGUGUGUGCAAUGGAGACAGACUGAUCUGGAUCAAUGGAGUCAUGGUGUCAUCACUCACACACUCCACUCUAAACAGAACUGUCAAGAAGAGUGGGGACUCGGUGACAGUGCUGGUCAUUGACACUGAUGGUGAGUCUUGUAAUGUCAGGAGGAAGAUGCCUAUCUUACCUGUGGUGGCAGAAUGCUGCAGCCUCCCUCACACUGCCAAAACCAUGCAUCUGCUUAAAGGACGCUUUGGAUACGGCUUCCUGCUUAGACAAGAGAAGCUUGCAGAAACACGCAUAGUUCAUGUGCUGAGGGAGGUGGAUGUGGGAAGUCCAGCUGAGGGGGCAGGGAUGGAAGAUGGAGACCUGCUGCUGGCUGUCAAUGGGAAACCUGUUGAAUCUAUGGAGCAUGAGGACAUAGUCAAAGAGAUUAGACAGAGUGGUGAUGAAGUCACACUCACCUCCAUAUCUAUACCAGGAAGAGACUUUUACAGAAACGCAUUUCUCCCCUGCUUUUCCAUGACAAAUGUACACUCCAGGAUGAUAGGCAGCACACACUGUGUGUUCAGGAGAGAGAGGAGACAGGCUCUGCUUUCCUCUCAGACUGUGUCCAGAUCAGUCAGGAACUUUAAGCACACAGCUGUUUGGAAAAUUUAACACUCUGGGCUUCAGUGCACCGCUCUGCAAGUGGAUACAGGACUUCCCCACAUGCAGACCUCAGAGAGUUCAAGUUGGCAGUCACACCUCCUCUACAUUAGUGCUCAACACCGGA
Molecule: messenger RNA, 1306 nt
Organism: Plectropomus leopardus (leopard coralgrouper)
Lineage: Eukaryota; Metazoa; Chordata; Actinopteri; Perciformes; Serranidae
Source: RefSeq, a predicted model, not a curated record